AUGGAGUCGUAUCCGGCAGAUGAUGCCUCGGUGAUCGCAGACCAAGACGACAAUCAUAUGAGCAGUUUGGGCCACGCUCGACCACGUCGUCAUGACGAUGAUGACGAGGGCUCCGAUAUUCUGGAGGAUGAUGACAUGGAGAGUACCGUCGGCGGGGCAGUCUCUCGUCACCACAAGGGGCAUGGACAUGGCGAAGAAGAGAAAGAGCUUCCUGCCCAUGCUUGCGCAUACUGCGGAAUCCAUAAUCCGAGCAGCGUCGUGAAGUGCCUUUCAUGUAACAAGUGGUUCUGCAGCGCUCGGGGUAACACCUCUUCGUCGCAUAUUGUCAACCAUCUUGUGCGUGCUCGGCAUAAGGAAGUACAGCUGCAUCCAGCUUCCUCGCUUGGCGAUACCAUUCUCGAAUGCUACAAUUGCGGGACGAAGAACGUCUUUCUUCUUGGGUUUAUUCCGGCCAAGUCUGACACUGUUGUGGUUCUCCUCUGUAGACAACCGUGCGCCGCCAUGCCGUCUUCCAAGGAUAUGAACUGGGACACUUCUAGAUGGCAGCCGCUUAUUGAGGAUCGUUCGUUCCUCCCAUGGCUUGUGUCUACUCCCACCGAUCAGGAGCAACUUCGUGCUCGCCACCUAAGUCCCCAGUUGAUCGCGAAGCUGGAGGAGAUGUGGAAGGAAAAUUCACAGGCUACACUAGAGGAUCUGGAAAAGGCUACCGCAGUCGACGAUGAACCAGCACCUGUCCUGCUUCGUUACGAUGACGCUUACCAGUACCAAAACAUUUUUGGACCCCUUGUGAAGAUCGAGGCCGACUAUGACCGAAAGUUGAAGGAGUCACAAUCUCAAGAUGGUUUGAUUGUUCGCUGGGAUUUGGGUCUAAACAACAAGCACCUCGCGAGUUUCGUUCUCCCCAAGCUUGAGCUGGGUGAUGUCAAACUUGCCGUGGGCGAUGAGAUGCGCCUCAAAUACACUGGGGAAUUGCGAUCUAAGUGGGAGGGGGUUGGCUACGUCAUGAAGAUUCCUAACAAUCAGUCUGACGAAGUCACCAUUGAGUUGCGGUCGAAGGGCGAUCACAAGUCCGUGCCGACAGAGUGCACUCAUAAUUUCACCGCCGAUUACGUUUGGAAAUCAACUUCGUUUGACCGCAUGCAGCUCGCCAUGAAAACCUUCGCUGUCGACGAGAUGAGUGUCUCAGGUUACAUCUUCCAUCGUCUCCUUGGUCACGAAGUUGCCGCUGCACCUAUGAAGACUCAGAUCCCAAAGAAAUUCAGUGUCCCUGGAUUGCCUGAUCUGAACGGUAGCCAGAUUAACGCCGUGAAGAGCGUUUUGCAACGGCCUCUAAGUCUGAUUCAGGGCCCCCCGGGAACUGGUAAGACUGUCACUUCGGCUACGAUUAUCUACCAUCUUGCGAAGAUCAAUGGCGGUCAAGUUCUGGUCUGUGCCCCUUCCAACGUUGCUGUCGACCAGCUCUGUGAACGUAUCCACCGCACCGGCCUGAAGACUGUGCGUGUGACUGCCAAAUCUCGUGAAGAUGUUGAAUCGCCGGUCGCCUUUCUUUCCUUGCACGAGCAAGUUCGCAUGAACGAUAGCAAUAUUGAACUGGUGAAACUCAAUCAGCUCAAGGCAGAGCUUGGUGAGCUUUCAAGCCAGGACGAGAAGCGUCUAAAGCAACUUACCCGGGCCGCUGAACGAGAGGUCUUGACGAACGCCGAUGUAAUCUGCUGUACUUGCGUUGGUGCCGGCGAUCCUCGAUUGGCUAAGUUCAAGUUCCGUACUGUUUUGAUUGAUGAAUCUACUCAAUCAGCUGAGCCAGAAUGCAUGAUUCCCUUGGUUCUUGGCUGCAAGCAGGUUGUCUUGGUCGGUGAUCACCAGCAGCUGGGCCCGGUCAUCAUGAACAAGAAAGCUGCCAAGGCUGGUCUUAACCAAUCUCUCUUUGAGCGUUUGGUCAUCCUAGGAUGCUCCCCCAUCCGCUUGAAUGUUCAGUACCGUAUGCACCCAUGCUUGUCUGAUUUCCCGUCCAACAUGUUCUAUGAGGGCUCGCUACAGAACGGUAUCACUAUUCACGAUCGACUCCGCCGUGAUGUUGACUUCCCUUGGCCUAUGAUGGACAAUCCAAUGAUGUUCUGGUCGAACCUCGGCAAUGAAGAAAUUUCGGCUUCGGGAACUUCGUAUCUUAACCGCACGGAGGCAACGAAUGUCGAGAAGAUUGUCACUCGAUUCUUCAAAGCAGGUGUACAACCGGGCGGUAUUGGCAUCAUCACGCCCUAUGAGGGACAGCGAAGCUACAUUGUGAGCUCGAUGCAAGCAACCGGCACUUUCAAAAAGGAGCAUUACAAAGAAAUUGAAGUAGCAUCCGUCGAUGCAUUUCAGGGACGUGAAAAGGAUUACAUCAUCCUGUCCUGCGUUCGAUCCAACGACCACCAAGGCAUUGGUUUCCUAAGUGACCCUCGUCGUCUCAACGUCGCUCUCACACGUGCUCGAUUUGGCUUGGUGAUCCUCGGAAAUCCCAAGGUCCUGUCAAAGCACCCCCUUUGGAACUGUCUUCUGCAACACUUUAAAGAGAGUCAUUGUCUAGUCGAGGGGCCUUUGUCGAAUCUCCAGGAGUCAUUGAUUCAGUUCAGCCGACCCAAGCAGGCUUACCGUGGUCCUCAGCGCUUCCACAUGUCGUCCGGCUUCAACCAAGGAGCCGCAGCAGCCGUUACCGGCUCUGUCAAUGGUCGCAAUGGUCAAAGGAAUGAAUACCAGGACACUGGUUCUGUUGUUGGCUACAUCCCCGAUGAUGUUUCCUCGGUUCAUUCCUCUGCUAUUGGCGGGGUGGGCCUACCCUCCGGAUAUCCGCCGAUGUUCCAGAACUUCGCCGACCAAUGGCCGUCUCUUUCCGGUGUUCGCCGUGCUAACGGCGGCCGCGUCAAAGGUGCGCCUAGCGUUGCAGGAGAAUCAGUCGCUGCGACCGAGUCCGACAUUACCGGAAGCGUUAUCGAUGGGCGUGGUGGCGUCGAUCAAGGCGGUGUCAGCCUUGCUGGGUUGAGUAUCAAUGACAUGAGCAAGCAGGCGAGCCUCAGCCAGUCCGACCGCCUCAAGCGCUACGUUGAGUCGGGAGGUCGUGAGCCUUACAGAGGUGUUGUCCCUGACAACGGUAGCAUCUUUGGGGGUAGUUCUGCCAGCAUUCGUGUGACGCGCGGCGCCCCUGGUCACAACGUCACGGAUGACGAUGAUGCAAGAAGCGUGUCAACCGCCUUUGCCAGCCAAGUUGGCGGGAACUACGACUGA
Penicillium diatomitis is the source of this 3261-nucleotide messenger RNA. RefSeq names its product putative regulator of nonsense transcripts. Gene Ontology annotation, biological process: nuclear-transcribed mRNA catabolic process, nonsense-mediated decay. Gene Ontology annotation, cellular component: cytoplasm. Lineage: Eukaryota; Fungi; Ascomycota; Eurotiomycetes; Eurotiales; Aspergillaceae. Bases 1 to 3261 code for a protein of 1086 amino acids. The transcript is spliced from 2 exons. The record is from RefSeq and is a predicted model, not a curated record. Gene Ontology annotation, molecular function: RNA binding; RNA helicase activity; ATP hydrolysis activity.